Molecule: messenger RNA, 2648 nt
Organism: Lynx canadensis (Canada lynx)
Lineage: Eukaryota; Metazoa; Chordata; Mammalia; Carnivora; Felidae
Gene: SUSD4
Product: sushi domain containing 4
Exons: 11
Coding region: 203-1837 (544 amino acids)
Biological process (GO): negative regulation of complement activation, classical pathway; negative regulation of complement activation, alternative pathway
Source: RefSeq, a predicted model, not a curated record
CCGAGCGCCCCGGGAGCCGGAGGGGGGGCGCGGGCGGGGGGCGGGCGCCGCCGAGGCUUCCGUCUGGCUCGCGCGGCGGCGGCGGCAGAGGUCGCGCACAGAUGCGGGUCGGAGCGGCGCGGGGCGGAGGCGGAGGCGGGAAGGCGGCUGCCCGAGGAGCCCCGCAGGCGCCCGCCCGCCGGAUGCCCGCGGUGCAGGAACGAUGCAUCAUGGAAUGAAGCCGAGCCCCGGAGACGGAUGCCUGGAGUGGCAGCAGCCGCCGCCGCCGCCGCCGCCGCCCCCCCGCCGGCUCCUGGCCGCCGUCCUGUGGUUCCAGCUGGCGCUGUGCUUCGGCCCCGCGCAGCUCACGGGCGGGUUCGAUGGCCUUCAGGCGUGCACGGACCCAGGCGUCCCCGAGAACGGCUUCAGGACGCCCAGCGGAGGGGUGUUCCCUGAGAGCUCUGUCACCCAGUUUCACUGUGAAGACGGGUUCAAGCUGAAGGGCUCCACAAAGAGACUGUGUGCGCGACACCCUAACGGCACCCUCGGCUGGAUCCCCAGCGAUAAGCCUGUCUGUGCGCGAGAAGAUUGCCGCGUCCCUCAGGUGGAGGAUGCUGAGAUCCGUAACAAGACCUACAGACACGGAGAUAAGCUGAUCGUCACCUGUCACGAAGGGUUCAAGAUCCGUUACCCCGACCUCCACAACAUGGUUUCGCUGUGUCGCGAUGAUGGGACUUGGGACAAUCUGCCCCUCUGUCAAGUUAGUUCUCCCCAGGAAGAGCACGGCUCGGCAGGGCCAUUAUUCCCGCCAGUGGAACCACUGAAGGCAGCAAGAGGUCCCAUGGUUGCAGCGGAUGCCACACCGGACCCGAACCAGAGGCUCAGGGGAGGACCCAGCAGUCUGCUCUGCGACGCCCUCUGUCCGGGCUGCCUGAGACCUCUCUCCUCCUCUAACGGCUACGUGAACAUCUCCGAGUUCCAGACCUCCUUCCCCGUGGGGACCGUCAUCUCCUAUCACUGCUUUCCUGGCUUUAAGCUGGAGGGGUCGGAGUAUCUUGAAUGCUUGCACAACCUCAUCUGGUCGUCCAGCCCGCCCCGGUGCCUCGCUCUGGAAGUGUGUCCGCUGCCCCCCACCGUGAGUCACGGUGAUUUCGUCUGCCACCCGCGGCCUUGUGAGCGCUACAACCAUGGGACCGUGGUGGAGUUCUACUGCGACCCCGGCUACAGCCUCACCAGCGACUACAAGUACAUCACCUGCCAGUACGGGGAGUGGUUCCCCUCCUACCAGGUUUACUGCAUCAAGUCAGAGCAAACGUGGCCCAGCACUCACGAGACCCUCCUGACCACGUGGAAGGUCGUGGCGUUCACGGCGACCAGCGUGCUGCUGGUGCUGCUGCUGGUCAUCCUGGCCAGGAUGUUCCAGACCAAGUUCAAGGCCCAUUUCCCUGUCAGGGGGCCUCCCCGGAGCUCCAGCAGCGACCCGGACUUCGUGGUGGUGGACGGGGUUCCCGUCAUGCUUCCGUCCUAUGACGAGGCUGUGAGCGGCAGCUUGAGGGCCUCAGGCCCUGGGUACCUGGGCUCCGUGGGCCCAGGCUGCCCCUUGCCUGUGGACGACCAGAGCCCCCCGGCAUACCCCGGCUCAGGGGACACGGACACGGGCCCAGGGGGCUCAGAGCCCUGUGACGGCGUCUCAGGCUCCUCUGAGCCGCUCCAGAGUCUGUAUUCACCUUCCGCGUGCCCGGGGGGCCCCCGCCCCGACAGCGCUGACACGGGGGCCGGCUCGGCGCGGGAGACGGCGUCCAGCAGCCCAGGCAUCGACAUCGCCGACGGGAUCCCUCUGAUGGAAGAAGAUGCCUGACCAGCAGAGGUCCGACCAUCUUCCUGCCCCUCGGGGAUGUGAACUGUGCGCCCUGGGGUGAGGCCUCAGGGGGACAGAGCUCCGGGGCGCUGGGGGGUUCCAGCUUUGGGGGCCGUGACUCACAUCAUCCAUCGCGGACUCGACUCUGCGGCUGGUAGGCUGGCGGCGGUUUUCACGACAGUGGAGGGUAGCAGGGGGCCCGGGCGGUCCUGGAGAAGGUGUCCGAUGUGUCCCUGCCGCGGAGCAAUCCCGUGACUUGUGCUGUGGGCGCUGCCUGCCUCCUCUGUCAGCAUGUCCCUCACCGGUUCGCCCCGAGGUCUGCCGUGCUCGACGCAGGCUCCGUCUGGGGGCUGUGCUUCCCGCGGGAGGCCCCUGGGGAAGGCUCCCGGGGGGGUUGGGGCAACCUCCCUGACCCGACACUGUACUCAGAGCGGGCGCAGCAAUCCCAGCGAGGGAGGAAGGAGAAGACGAGGGCGGACUCUGCUUUCUGGAAGCCUGUCCAGAAGCGGUCGUCCUUUGGUGAAGCGUGAUGAGCGUCUGUCCACGGCCUGGCGCGCAGACGGUGCGUCGGGUGAGUCUGGUGACCUUGGGGAUGGCCGGAUGUGCUCAGACGCGGGGCCUGGCAGGGAACGUUACAAGGUAACGUUUCAUUCAGCGGUUUAAGGAUUCGCGUGACCGUGUGUCUCAAGAGCCGCGAGCCCCCUCAUUACCCGUUACGGCGUCGCCCCCAACAGCCAUACAGUUUAUUUUCCAAAACAGAGAUUUUCUGUACACGUGUUCUUCCUCCAAAUAAAGUAUGAAUGAAGUUGGA